UAUAUAUAAAAAAGAGAAAUUAUGCAGCUAAAAAAGUAAGUUCUCUGCCUGUGCUCUUUUGCUCUGCUUGGUCUGGGAUGAAUUUGUUUUAGGAAUCAAAGCUGAUAAGGGAAAGGGAGUGCCAGGAAAAACAGAGCUGAUAGAGACACAAACUUUGGAAUGAAGAAGUUUGGCUGGCAGAUAUAAUAACUGAAAGACAAAGCUUGCCACACAGAAUUGAAAUUGCUUCUUGGCAAGCACAAACAGUGAUUGAAGUGGUGUUAUCAUUCUGGGAGGCACCGAGCUACAAGUGGAUAUUCUUUGAGGUUGGGCACAGUAUUUAAAAGAGAUCUGGGAACUACCAACAAUUUCUAAAACUGACCAAGAAUGUCCAGAAUCAAAUGUGUGUAAAGACUUUGCAUGUACACACUGGGGAGAAAGGUUGGGCUCACAAGGAAAUAAUAAAAGUAAGAAUGCCAGGGUGUGUGGGGUGUGUGUGUGUGUUUCAUACAAAGCCUAGCAUCUUGCCUCUUAUUUAUUUAUUUUGAUUUGAUUUGAUUUGAUUUUAGAGGUUUCUGGAAAAAUACGGCUAUUUUGAGUCUGUGCUCCAAGGAUCAGACCCAGCAGGAUUCUCAGAUGCCAUAAAGGAAUUUCAAUGGAUCUCUCACCUGCCCCUCAGUGGCACCCUGGAUGCUGUCACUCUCCAUCACAUGAGUCUUCCUCGCUGUGGCGUCAAUGAUGCAGAGAGCCACAUGGCAUGGAAGGAGCGUGUGGGUGCCCUGUUCUCAGGAGAGAAAGCCAGGAAGAGGCGCAGGAAACGAUACCUGCAUCAAAGUGGCAAGUGGUACAAACGACACUUGACUUACCGGCUAAUCAACUGGCCUUGGUAUCUGCCCCAGCAGCAGGUCCGCCUGGCAGUGAAAGUGGCUUUUGAGCUCUGGAGCAACGUCUCUUCCUUGAUUUUUUGGGAAGCAGUAGAAGAACCUGCAGAUAUUCGCCUGACAUUCUUCCACGGGGAUCACAAUGAUGGAAUUGAGAAUGCCUUUGAUGGUCCAGGAGGUGCUCUUGCACAUGCCUUCUUCCCACGCCGUGGUGAGGCCCAUUUUGACAAUGAUGAGAGAUGGUCUCUGGACAGUGGGAAAGGUCGCAACCUCUUUGUGGUUAUGGCCCAUGAAAUUGGUCAUACACUGGGCCUAGAACACUCCCCCGUGCCCAGUGCUCUCAUGUCCCCCUACUACAAGAAGCUGGGCAAGGGUUUUGUCCUGAACUGGGAUGAUGUUCUUGCCAUCCAGAAUUUAUAUGGAAAGCCAUCCCGAGGCCCAGUGGUCCAGCUUCCAGGGAAAUCAUUUGCUCACUUCCAGGGUGGGAAGCAGUACCUUGAAAGCCAGGAGCAGAAUCAAGAGGCAAAUUUCAACUUCCAUUACUGCUUGUCAUUUUUUGAUGCCUUAACUGUAGAUACGGAAGGCAAUCUGUACAUCUUUAAAGGCAAGUAUUACUGGAUUAUAUCCAAAGGAGAACCUCCUGCUGGUCCAUACCUUCUCCAAGCCAAAUGGCCAGGCCUUCCUUCCGCCAUUGACGCUACAGCCUUCUCAGAGAAAGAUAAGAAAUUCUACUUUUUUAAAGGUGGCCGAUGCUGGCGCUACAAAGGAGCUUCCCUAGAAGAAGGCUUUCCCCAGAAGUGCAGCCUUACUGGUGACCUCCCACGCCACCCUGACACUGCCCUGUUCUUCCAACCACUCCAUCAACUGGUGCUUUUCAAAGGACCUAAGUAUUAUGUAGUCAACGAGGAGACUCUCCAAGUGGAACCUUAUUAUCCCCGAAGCUUGAGAGAUUGGGGAGGAGUUCCAGUUCUGGCAAAUGGUGCUGUCACACAUCAGGAUGGCUUUGUUUAUUUCUUUCGAAAUGACCGGUUCUGGAAAUUCAACCCAGAGAAGCUAGAAGUGGUGGAAACUGGAAAAUGGGCCGUUCAGCUAGGGUGGCUAGGCUGUCAGGAUGUCAGCCUAAAUCAGGCUGGGGCCUGAUCUUUCUGUGCAACUCUGGAUUUGUCACUCAUUUUUCUAGGAAAAUCUCCAGAAGGCUAGAACUUCUUGACCUAUUUAUCCUGUGCUCAGCAGUUUGCUUUUAAACUGGUCCCAAGGAGAUUACAAACACCAAAAGAACUACGCAAGGCUAAGCCAAAGUUGCAUUUUCUGGAAGAAAAACUCAAACCCUCACGAAGCAAAACAAUUUGGUGUGAGGAACCAUCAGUCAAGAUUUGCACCAUAAAUGUUGAGCGUUAAAACAUUGUGAAGUGGGUGAGGCACACUGGUUCUUGAUUUGCACUGAUCAGAAGACACUAAAUUGAUGUUGUCCCUUCUAGUCAGUCAGAGACACUGUAGAAAAGAGGACAGAAAGUAAACAUCAUUCUCCAUUGGCAAUGGCUACACCUUCAUAUAGAAACCAGUCUUCUUAACUUGGAAUCUUUGGUAUUAUUAUCCAUCUUUAUCAUCCAGAAGUGACUACCAUGGAGAAUGCAAAACCAGAGGGUCUUCUUCAACAGUAAAUUUUCCUCUACGAUUGAGCCUUAAAUACCGGUGCCUAAUCAUGUACUUGAACUUCUGCCUCAGGAGCUCCACGGUCCAUUUGUUUGUUACAUCUUCAUUGUGGAGCUGAAGGUGUUCAAAAUUACUACCUCCUCUUCCUGUUAGGUAAUGUAACUUCUAUGUGGUGCUUUUUGUUUCUCUGUUAAACAGGUAGCCAUUUUGUAGGAUUUUGAUGUUAUUUUAUAGCAACGCUGUACUCUUUUUCCAUGUACAUAGUCUUUUGUCAUCUCACUGUGGUCCUACAUCAGUUGUGUAAGGAACAAAUAUGUGACAAUGGCACACUCAGAAAGGACUCCAAGCCAUCACAACAGCUUGAGGAAUAAAUCCCUGUGGGUACCCAAGUCUCCUUCGGGGGCACUAAAUUGCUAGAAGAUUGCUUUUUAUCUAAUAUCUCCCGAGUCUUCUAACAUACUAAUAUUAUUUCCAGCAGAUGUGCAGUUCCAGUAUAAUUUUUCUCAAACUGAUACAUAUGAAAGAUGGUGCUAUUUUUAACAGAUGUCCCUAUUUAGAAGUUUGGAAUAUUCUUCCAUCAUUGUUCCCAAGAUGACAUAAAAACAUAUGAAGAGCCAUUCUGAUUUAACAGACAUAAGACUCAUCUUGACUAACAUUUGAUUUCCCACAUUGAGGCCAAUAGGGAGGAUGUGUAGUCCCCUUCCGCUCAUGUUCCCAGCAACAGUGAUUGAGAGGGUUAUGUUUCCAAGCUUUGGUGUUGCCAGUGGCACGCUAAACUAUCUUCCAUAAUGUUUAGAGAAGCCACUCCGUCCAUCAGAACUUGGUUUCCUGGAGGACUGAGCUCAGAUAGCAUUAUACUGUACCAAGCAACCAUGUGAGCGGUCUUGGCCAGAGCACACGAUACACAUGGGUCUUGUGCUAAAUAUGCACUUGGGGAUAAUCUUGUGUCUGGGCUGUAUACAGGCACACCUCGGAGAGAUUGUGGGUUCGGUUCCAGACCACUGCAAUAAAGUGAAUAUCGCAAUAAAGCGAGUCACAUUAGUUUUUUGAUUUCCCAGUGCAUAUA
This is a messenger RNA of Python bivittatus (Burmese python), 3579 nucleotides long. NCBI's taxonomy places the organism in Eukaryota, Metazoa, Chordata, Lepidosauria, Squamata, Pythonidae. The record is from RefSeq and is a predicted model, not a curated record.